Messenger RNA from Helicoverpa zea (corn earworm), 854 nucleotides. Its product is annotated as 3-oxoacyl-[acyl-carrier-protein] reductase FabG-like. The coding region runs from base 39 to 794 and encodes 251 amino acids. The record is from RefSeq and is a predicted model, not a curated record. The transcript has a single exon. NCBI's taxonomy places the organism in Eukaryota, Metazoa, Arthropoda, Insecta, Lepidoptera, Noctuidae.
ACGACAUCAGUAUCGCUACGGUUAUUGAAAACGUUAACAUGAGUUUCAAAGACAAGGUUGUCAUAGUUACCGGAGGUGGCUCCGGCAUAGGAGCGGCGACAGCAGAGUUGUUUGCUAAAGAAAAAGCUUGUGUGGUAAUAGUUGGAAGAAAUCCAGACAAAUUGAAGAAAGUAGCUGAACGCUGUGAAAGGCUUUGCGCACCAACACUUAUCGUGAAAGCAGACCUAACCAAAGAUGAAGAUCUUAGAGAAAUCGUGACAGAAACAAUCGAUAGAUUUGGACAAAUCGAUGUACUCGUCAACAACGCUGGGAUGGCUAACUUUGGAUCUAUCCUUGAUGAGCACCUGAUGGAAGGAUUCGAUACAGCAAUACAAACAAAUCUUCGAGCUCCUGUGUAUUUAUCACACUUAGUAGCUCCUUAUCUUAUAAAAACGAAAGGGAAUAUAGUGAAUGUGUCUAGUACUUAUGGAACUUCACUGUUAGGUAAUCCCAACUUCUUGUCGUACUGUGUAUCUAAGGCUGCUUUGGAUCACUUUGGUCGUGGUGCUGCAUUGGGUCUGCUGUCAUCUGGAGUGAGAGUGAAUACUGUCAGUCCAGGGCCUACAAGAACUGAGAUUAUAGAAACUGCAGGCUUGCAGGUGUCCUGGGAAGAAACCAGUAAAGCCAUGAAGAUCAACCGAGUGUCAGAGCCUCAUGAGAUUGGUGAUCUUAUCGUAUUCCUUGCUAGUGAUAAAGCGAAGAGUAUAACUGGUGCUAAUUAUGUCAUUGACAACGGAUCUUUGGUCGCUAAUUGAUUUUGUCAAGAGUAAUUCAAUAUGUGUUGUGUUUUGAGAAAUAUAUUUAUCGCAUCUUAA